This is a messenger RNA of Tribolium madens (black flour beetle), 1842 nucleotides long. RefSeq names its product facilitated trehalose transporter Tret1-like. Gene Ontology annotation, molecular function: sugar transmembrane transporter activity. The record is from RefSeq and is a predicted model, not a curated record. Gene Ontology annotation, cellular component: membrane. The coding region runs from base 143 to 1591 and encodes 482 amino acids. NCBI's taxonomy places the organism in Eukaryota, Metazoa, Arthropoda, Insecta, Coleoptera, Tenebrionidae. The transcript is spliced from 3 exons. Gene Ontology annotation, biological process: transmembrane transport; carbohydrate transport.
GUUUUAUGAAUGACAGCUCAGUUAUUUAUUACAUUCAUUAAAAACACUCUAAUUAACAUGGAAGUAGUUGAGAUAGAGAUGAUUGAUUGAAUAUAAACCAUUUUUUUAAUCGCGUCAUAUUAAGAUUAUUUAAAAUACCGUAAUGGCUGAAAAAACUGGUGUUAGUACCAAUAAUCUUGUCGAAGCAGGUCACUAUGGCAAGUCUAAGAAGUUGCCCCAGUACAUUGCUGCUCUCUCAGUAUGUAUGGGCUCAGUGGCGGCCGGCACCGUUCUUGGCUGGACUGGCAACAUUACCAAAGAAGACCUCGCAAAAGGCGAACUCAACGACAUCCUGGUGGACCCCGACAACGAAUACGGUUGGAUUGGCUCCUUUAGCACCCUCGGCGCCCUCUGCAUGUGCUUCCCCAUCGGUUUUAUCUGCGACCUCAUCGGUCGUAAACUCGCCAUGCUGCUCACCAUCAUUCCCUUCAGUAUCGGCUGGCUCUUGAUCAUUUUCGCCGACUCUACGGCGAUGAUUUUCGCUGGGAGAUUCCUCACAGGCCUCGCCGGAGGCGCAUUCUGCGUCUCCGCCCCCAUGUACUCCAGCGAAAUAGCCGAUAAAGACAUCAGGGGGGCUCUAGGGAGCUAUUUCCAACUACUCUUAACUGUCGGAAUCCUUUUCGCCUACCUCUUGGGAGCGUUUGUAAAACCCCAAAUUGUGUCGAUUAUCUGCGCUUGCGUUCCGUUGGUCUUCGGAGUGGUGUUUUUCCUCCAGCCGGAAACUCCGGUCUACAGUUUGAAGAAAGGAAACGAAGAAGCGGCUAUUAAAGCUUUGAGGAAACUCAGAGGAGAUGAAUAUAACGUUGAAGCCGAAGUUGCGGAUAUCAAAGCUACCAUUGAAAAAGCUGAAAGAGAAAAAAUUCCUCUUCUUCAAUCUUUGGAAACAAGAGCGGCGAAAAUAUCGCUUCUCAUUUGCUUCGGUUUGAUGUUUUUCCAGCAGUUGGGAGGCAUCAACGCUGUUAUUUUUUACGUAGGGACCAUUUUCGAAGAAGCUGAUUCAGGUUUGUCUGCUUCUGAUGUCACAAUCCUCGUUGGUGUAAUGCAAGUCAUCGCAACUUUUGUCUCUUCCCUCGUCAUUGAUAAAUUUGGUCGGAAAAUUCUUCUUCUGAUUUCUGGUUUCAUCAUGGCAAUUGCUGGAAUUCUUCUUGGCAUUUAUUUCUCAUUAAAGGACAAUGUUAGUGGUAUUGGAUUUCUUCCAAUUUUGGGUGUUUGUAUUUUCAUUAUUGUGUUUUCGCUGGGAUUUGGACCAAUUCCCUGGAUGAUUUCCUCGGAAGUUUUUCCAGCAGAAAUCAAAAGUAAUGCCAGUUCAGCUGCUGGAACUUUUAACUGGUUUUUGGCUUUUCUUGUAACCAAGUUUUAUGGCGAUUUGGCCAAAGAGAUUGGCACAGAUGUUACGUUUUAUAUUUUUUCGGGUGUUUCAUUGGUCGGAGUUGUAUUUAUUUUCUUUAUUGUUCCCGAAACGAAAGGCAAAACUUUGGAUGAAAUUCAGAGAGAACUCAACGGAGAGAAAACUGUUGCGCGAGGAAUUGACAAUGAAGGAUUUAAUAGUUAGUUUUAGUUGUAAGUAAAUAAAGGUAUUUUUUAUAAAGUACUGAACUCAAUACUUGUACCCUAGUUAUUUAUUAAUUAUGACAUAAAAUAACGCAAGUACUUGAUAUUUGUAUUAUACUAUCUCCAUUUGUUUUGUUCAACAAAGGACCAACUACAUACUAUAUUUUUCUAGUCAAGUUCUGUCUUAAUUAAUACCAGCAAUAAAUAUUGUAAUGUGCAAAACUUUAUAGAAAUAAACGAUAUUUAUACGUA